AUUAGUAACGCUAAUCUGACUUGUUCACAGGAUUAAAGAACGAUUUUUGCAUAUAGAAUAUUAUUUUUAAAGUCCGUCAACAGUUUUUAAGAAGUUGGCGGCAGAUGUAAUCUGUUGAUGAACUUUGACCAUUCUUUAAAGCAAGAACAGUUUCUUAUCGCCGAUCAAACUAAACCUGACGUGAAACCCGAGACGGUGUACGUAUAGUGUCUUCUUACAGCUGCCGCGCGAUGACCUCAGUGAAAGCGGUUGAAGAAGAAAUGGAAUUGGAAGGAAAGGAGGAUGAAACGAGUGAAAGCGAUGAUCACUUACUUUAUGUGACUGAUCAAAAUGGAAAAAUGAAACUCAUAGAGAUCGACGAUAUUAAAGAAAUCAACAAAAAAUGCCAUAAAACUACAAAUUUUCAAAGCCUAAUGCAUUUCUUGAAAGCGGGCAUUGGAACUGGUAUUCUAGGUCUUCCCGCUGCCGUUAUGAACGCUGGGAUCGUGGUUGGACCAAUAUCCUUGUUUAUCGUGGCUAUUAUCACGACACAUUGUAUGCUGAUAUUGGUGGAAAGCGCGAGUGAACUUUGUAGAAUAAAAAAACGAACAUGUUUAGACUAUGGGGAAACGGCAGAAGAGUGUCUUCGCAUAGUAAGCCCUACACACGCAAAAGCAGGAAGAUUCACAGUCAACGUUUUCCUUUGUAUAACACAACUUGGCGUCUGCACUGUUUAUGUUCUUUUCGUAGCAAAAAACGUCGAACAGGUCCUACAGCAACUUCAAAUUUUGAAUCUCUCAGUGGAAAUAUGGCUUCUUAUACUCAGCCCAAUUCUUAUUUGCUUUAUGAUGAUAAAGAAUCUUUCAACCCUUUCAUGGUUAUCUGCUGGCGCAAACUGUCUUAUGGCAUUCGCAAUUGUGUCAAUAUUUGUCUACCUAAUCCCGCAUACUGGCAGUCCAAGCAAAUUGCCGAAUUUUGUGGGAUGGUCUGUAUUUCCCCUUUUCUUUGGUGUAGCGGUUUUUGCAUUCGAGGCGAUACCUGUAGUACUUCCUUUGGAAAACGAUAUGAAGGAACCAAAACAUUUUCCUGAUGUUGUAAAAAUUGGAAUGACUGUAGUGAUGGUAAUAUACAUCUCUAUGGGAACCUUCGGGUAUCUUACAUGUGUGGAUGAUUGUGAGGGAAGCAUUACUCUUAAUCUACCAGGAACAGUAUUCUUCUCGAUAGUAAAGUUAGCUGUGGCCGUUUCCGUGUUCUUUUCCUUUUUCAUCCAAGCCUACGUGCCGAUAAAAAUCAUCGAACCACCGCUGUUCGAACUGAUCCCCGAAAAACGACACUUAAUAAUAGACACAGCUAUCAGGAUAAUCAUAGUCCUAAUAACAUGUGGCUUAGCCGCGGCGAUUCCACAACUACACAACGUGAUUUCGUUGGUCGGAGCGCUAUCGAUGUCAUCAUUGGGCUUCGUUUUUCCUGUCGCCAUCCACUCAAUAACAUUUUAUAACGACCUUUCAUGGCUGGUACAUGCUAAAAACAUCUUUAUAUUCCUGUUUGGAAUAUUAGGAAGCCUCGCUGGAACCUAUACGGCGGUGUAUAAUAUUAUAAAAACAGUGCAGUCGGGGGGAUCUUGAUCAUUCAUAGAUGGCUUGAAAAUGCUUUUGAGAGUAUGAAAACAAUAUCACUAUGUAGGUGAACAGUGGCGUAACUAGAACGAUAAACGGGGUGGGGUGGGGGUUUGUUGGGAAUAUAUCAAGUCCUGCCCGACGGAUUUGUUUUGCAAGUAGCUACAAUAGCUUACAAUAGAAAUCCGUCGGGCAGAUAUAUAUCCCCCCCCCCCAUUUAUCGUUUCAGUUACGCCCCUGAAAGUGAAUCUAGUCUUAUAAAUAGUGAAAAAGACAACCUGCGAGAUUCUACCAAGCGUUUACAGUACUUAUGUAUAUAAAUGAAAUUAUUUAUUAAA
Molecule: messenger RNA, 1933 nt
Organism: Dendronephthya gigantea
Lineage: Eukaryota; Metazoa; Cnidaria; Anthozoa; Malacalcyonacea; Nephtheidae
Product: proton-coupled amino acid transporter 1-like
Exons: 10
Coding region: 231-1604 (457 amino acids)
Biological process (GO): amino acid transmembrane transport
Cellular component (GO): vacuolar membrane
Molecular function (GO): amino acid transmembrane transporter activity
Source: RefSeq, a predicted model, not a curated record